This is a messenger RNA of Fusarium sp. VM40, 2637 nucleotides long. NCBI's taxonomy places the organism in Eukaryota, Fungi, Ascomycota, Sordariomycetes, Hypocreales, Nectriaceae. The record is from the annotation of a GenBank genome assembly.
AUGGAUUCUUUUAUGCUUCAGGAUGAGGGUGUGCGUGAUCGUAUUCGCCAGGCGGAAGAGUUUCUCGAUCCUAAUGAUCCCCAAGUCCGAAGUUAUAGAUCGGAUAUCAUUCUUAUGCUCCAGAAGAACCAGCGCCGAUUGACCGUUAAUCUCGAUCAUGUUCGUAAUCACAGCCCAGACCUUGCACAGGGCCUGCUACAACAGCCCUUCGAUUUUACCCUGGCUUUUGAUCAAGCCUUGAAAAACAUCGUCCAAACUAUUCCCCAAGCACGACCCGACCAAACUGCAAGGGAUACCGUCUACUACUGCGCAUGGGCUGGCAGUUUUGGUCUAAACGCCUGCAACCCACGUACACUGUCCUCUCACCUCCUGAACUAUAUGGUCUCUAUCGAGGGUAUCGUAACGAGGACCUCUCUGAUAAGACCCAAAGUCGUGAAAAGCGUGCACUACAACGAGACGAAGGACAUGUUCCAUUUCCGCGAGUAUCAAGAUCAGACCAUGACCACCGGCGUCACUACUUCGAGCGUUUACCCCCGGGAGGACGAUGAUGGCAACCCUCUCAUUACAGAAUACGGCUUUUGCACCUACCGCGAUCAUCAGACAAUUUCUAUUCAGGAAAUGCCGGAGCGUGCACCUGCUGGACAGCUCCCCCGUGGAGUGGACGCCAUUCUCGACGACGACCUUGUCGAUAGUGUGAAGCCUGGAGAUCGCGUUCAGUUGGUGGGCAUCUACAGAACCCUGGGAAACAGAAACACCAAUCAUAACAGUGCUUUGUUCAAAACAAUGAUUUUGACUAACAACGUCGUCUUGUUAUCCUCCAAGUCUGGGGGUGGUGUUGCAACUGCCACCAUUACGGAUACCGACAUUCGUAACAUCAACAAGGUGGCCAAGAAGAAGAACCUACUCGAGUUACUAUCUCAGUCUCUUGCACCCAGCAUCUACGGUCAUGACUACGUCAAGAAAGCCAUCCUUCUCAUGCUUUUGGGCGGUAUGGAGAAGAACUUGGAGAACGGAACACAUCUGCGUGGAGACAUCAAUAUCUUGAUGGUUGGUGAUCCAUCCACCGCCAAAUCUCAGCUCUUGCGCUUUGUACUCAACACAGCUCCACUCGCAAUUGCAACAACUGGUCGCGGAUCUUCAGGUGUUGGUUUAACCGCGGCUGUCACCUCGGACAAGGAGACAGGUGAGCGCCGGCUUGAAGCUGGUGCCAUGGUCAUGGCCGAUCGUGGUGUCGUCUGUAUCGAUGAAUUCGACAAGAUGUCAGAUGUGGACAGAGUUGCCAUUCACGAAGUCAUGGAACAGCAAACUGUCACUAUCGCCAAGGCGGGUAUCCAUACAUCCUUGAACGCUCGCUGUAGUGUUGUUGCUGCUGCCAACCCUAUCUUUGGUCAAUACGACCCGCACAAGGAUCCCCAUAAGAACAUUGCGCUACCCGACUCUCUCCUUUCUCGUUUUGAUUUACUCUUUGUCGUCACAGAUGACAUCGAAGACACACGCGAUCGCCACGUCUCGGAGCAUGUCCUCCGUAUGCAUAGAUAUCGCCAGCCAGGGACCGAGGAAGGGGCUCCCGUACGAGAACAAGGAACUCAGUCUCUCGGUGUCUCAGUUUCGAAUCAGAACGAAGUUCAGGGGCCAACUGAUGUAUACCAAAAGUACGACGCAAUGCUUCAUUCGGGCGUGACUAUAACAUCAGGUCGAGGAGCCAACAAGAAGCCUGAAAUUCUCAGCAUUCCGUUCAUGAAGAAGUACAUCCAGUACGCCAAGACGAGAAUCAAGCCUCUUCUAACGCAAGAGGCUUCCGAUCGCAUCGCUGAUAUCUAUGUCGGUUUGCGAAACGACGAGAUGGAAGGCAACCAGCGAAGAACAAGUCCCCUGACAGUACGUACUCUGGAAACCAUUAUUCGUCUUGCUACGGCGCACGCCAAAUCUCGUCUGUCAAGCAGAGUCGAGGAGCGAGAUGCACUUGCCGCAGAAGGCAUUCUGAGGUUUGCCCUUUUCAAGGAAGUUGUGGAGGAAUCGCGGAAGAAGCGGAGAAAGACUCAAACAGUUGACUUCGCCUCAUCCAGCGACGAGAGCUCCAGUGAUGACGAGGACGGAGACGAAGCCAAUGGUACACAGACCAACAGGUCAGCUUCAAGGGCUACUCGUAACAGCAGCCGCCUCCAAGGAAGGGAUACUACCGACACAGCUCGCUCUAGCAGGGAGCCUGAUCUGCCGGAAGAAGACUCUCAGGCCACACCGCGACGCUCGAGUCGCAGAACACAAGACUCGUCACAGUCGCAACCCUCGUUCGCGUCAUCAAUGCCUGCUUCCGAACUUCUAUCUCAAACUCAAUUGGAGUCCCAGGAAGGUGACGAUGAUCUCGCCGAUGGAGCCGCUGCGCUAGCGAUUGACGACACCCCUAUCAGCCCUGAGCGCCUGGCAACCUUCCGUACAGCUCUUGGUCAGCUCCUCAACACAGGUUUGUUCGUGGAUGACAAUGCCGAAUUGGAUGCAGUUAUCGAGGCAGUCAAUGGCAAGGUCAGGAGCCGUCGUGAUGCAUUCGACAAAGCAGAGGCUACGAAGGCCCUACAGAAGAUGGGAGAGGCUAACCAGAUUAUGUUCACUGAGGGAGAUUCCACUGUGUACAAGAUUUAA